Phodopus roborovskii (desert hamster) is the source of this 1416-nucleotide messenger RNA. RefSeq names its product transmembrane protein 241 (gene Slc35d4). The record is from RefSeq and is a predicted model, not a curated record. Bases 22 to 912 code for a protein of 296 amino acids. The transcript has 15 exons. NCBI's taxonomy places the organism in Eukaryota, Metazoa, Chordata, Mammalia, Rodentia, Cricetidae. Gene Ontology annotation, molecular function: antiporter activity. Gene Ontology annotation, cellular component: Golgi apparatus.
GAGAAGCAGAGAACCUGAUAGAUGAAAAGAAGACGGUCCCUGCUAGCUCUCACCUUUUGCACCUGCUACCUGGCUUCUCACCUUACGAACAAGUAUGUUCUGUCUGUCCUGAAAUUUACCUACCCUACAUUAUUCCAAGGGUGGCAGACACUCAUCGGUGGACUUUUGCUUCAUGUGUCAUGGAAACUUGGCUGGGUAGAGCUCAACAGCAGUUUAAGAUCUAAUUUUUUGGCAUGGCUUCCUGCUUCAGUGCUGUUCGUGGGUAUAAUCUAUGCAGGGUCCAGAGCUUUGUCCAGACUGGCUGUUCCUGUGUUUUUCAUUCUGCAUAAUGUAGCUGAAGUUCUCAUCUGCGUGUACCAGAAAUGUGUCUGGAAAGAGAAAACAUCGCCCACAAAGGUCUGUAGUGCCCUCUUCCUCGUGGCUGCUGCAUUGUGCCUUCCCUUUCAGGAUGCGCAGUUUGAUCCAGAUGGAUAUUUUUGGGCUAUAGUUCACUUAUUUUGUGUAGGGGCUUACAAAAUACUUCGGAAGUCCCAGAAGCCCAGUGUGUUAAGUGACAUUGACCAGCAGUACUUAAACUAUAUAUUCAGUGUGGCACUCCUGGCAUUUGCAUCGCACCCCACAGGUGACCUCUUCAGUGUCCUGGACUUUCCAUUCCUGUAUUUCUACAGAUUCCACGGCAGCUGCUGUGCCAGCGGAGCUUUGGGCUUCUUUCUCAUGCUCAGUACAGUAAAGCUGAAAAGUAUUCUGGCCCCAGGGCAGUGUGCAGCCUGGAUUUUCUUUGCUAAGGUCAUCACAGCUGGCUUGUCACUAUUGCUGUUUGAUGUGAUCCUGACCAGUGCAACUGUGGGAUGCUUCCUGCUUGGUGGACUUGGUGAGGCCCUGCUGGUUUUCUCAGAGCGGAGGAGUUCCUGAUGAAGAUGGUCAAGGAAAGGAAACAUGCAACUUGCUGACUGAGAACACAGCACCCUGGCCUCCCUCUUGAGAGACAUAGAAAGAACAUACUACAGUGAGACCAAGCUGAACUCAGACAGCCCAUUUUCAUUGCUUAGGGCAGGGUUUCCUAGGAGCCUCUGCACAGCUGCAGAGAAAUGGUCUGUCUGUCCAUCUUACAUCUUCCCUUGCUGGACUGUUGCCACUCUGUCUACUGCACCAGUUCUGCCAGUCAGGAAGCAGAGGCUUUUAAUGGGAUGGCACCAUUAUCUGGAUGACUGCAGCCUCAGGACACUACACUUCCCACCAGAUACUGUUUUGUGGUGAGGUCGCAGUCCCAUGGAGUCUUUUUGCAAAUUUUGGUCGUGUUUUGUAUCUUUAUAUCUUGGAGUCUCUUCUACCCCUUGAUUUUUCUGGUUUCCCUGAGCCCAUGCCCACCCACAGAAAACAAGACAGGUGCUCUUGAGAGCUGUGUGGGGCAGGGCA